AUGAUUUCAUUCUCAGAAAUCAAGCUUUAUGUUUAUUUGAUUGGAGCAGUUGGUCUAGCCCUCUACUUCAAGUCACAUAAGGGCUACAAGCAUCUGACGGGGUCCAGUCCUAAGAAGACCAUCAAAAAGAGUCCUAAUGAGAAUCGUAAAAACGGCACAUGGGUUCCCGAAGAUUACAAAACUCCCGUCCCUCCACCAUACCCAAAUUGGGAUUACGAAAAAACGAAACCCUUGCCAUACAGGGCCUUCAGAAACAAGUACAACAUCACAAUGGGGAUUCGUAACAUGGAAUGGGACUCGUGGAUUGAGCUUGAUAAUGAGUGGCCCAAAUUUCAUGACGCCAAGGUACAGAGGCUUGAAGAAAGAGGAACUGAGCUCUAUGACACUAAGCCUGAAGCUCAGGCCGCUGUGUUUGAACUCCUAGAUGAAUUUUGGGGCUACUUGCCAGUGAAAUACCCCUCUCUCUUUCAGCAAACUCCAAGAGGUCUCAAGAAUUUGAAGACAGGCGAGGAAUUUGUGUUCAGAGGUUGUAAGCCCAGCGAUAUGGCCGAGGACCCAAUGGUAAUGGCAGCAAAAAUGGUCCAGGAUGACUUGGCGAUCAUGAUGGAAGGACCCACUGGUGAGUACUUUUUAAAAGCGGGUGCUAUCAUUCUUCCCGGAUUUUGGAGAUUCAGAGACAAAUUCGGUCUUUCGUUGAACCAAAUCCAUACCACCGGUGAUGUACCACAGUACAAGCAGAAGUUGCAGACGGGAAUGUCCAAAUUCUUUACUCGUCUUACCUGCGACAAACCGGUCGUCAGGAACAACUACUUCAUUCAGCUCGACGAUGUCUUAGGCUGGUCCAAGUCAAUCGGAAAUGAAAACUCGGACACUGUGGGUUGGUACACCGCAGACAAGGCCACGACACCGGAGCAAUUAUUCUACAGGUCGGAGAGACAGAGUUUGAGGAGACUUCCUAAAACCGGAGCUGUGGUUUUCACCAUCAGAACAUACUUUGCUCCUAUUACUGACAUCUGCAAAGAGCCAUACAUCCCACGGAGGCUUCUAGAGGGUAUUGAAAGUUGGAGUGAUGAUGUGAGAGAGUAUAGGGGAUAUGAAAAGUUUAAAGACGUCAUUUUGCCCUAUUUGGCAGAAAAGGCAGAGGAACAGGAGAGACGUGGUUAUGUUCCAGGAACUGAGCCCGCAGUGUACCCGUUCUAG
Candidozyma duobushaemuli is the source of this 1200-nucleotide messenger RNA. RefSeq lists its product as uncharacterized. The record is from RefSeq and is a predicted model, not a curated record. Bases 1 to 1200 code for a protein of 399 amino acids. The transcript has a single exon. Lineage: Eukaryota; Fungi; Ascomycota; Pichiomycetes; Serinales; Metschnikowiaceae.